CGGCUAUGUGAACCCCGUUCUUUGCUGAGAGGCCGAGAAAAGACUCUGACUGGAUCCUGGCUAGAUUUGUGAAAGUGUUGAACUGCUGUAGAUUUUAUUAAUCCAAACCAUUGCGGUAUCCAGUUUAAAGUGUAAGAUAUAUUUUGUGUCCUAUUUUUAAUAUUAUUAAUAAUUUAUUACUACCAUAGGAGUGUCAGUUUCCAAAUCUUAACUUGUGUCUUCCUCAGUGCUGCUCAUUGCGUUUAUUCACUGCCAUUUUGGUUUUAGUAGGCUGCCGGUUAGCAAAGCUGCUUUGUGUGAAUUAUUAUUUUAUUCAAUUUGGAGUGAUUAUUAUUCUAAUACCUAAUAAAAAUUUCUACUAGUUAGGAUUUGUGUUGCCCUCCCACUCGGCCACAUUACGUUGUAUUAACUAAAAGAGGAGUGGUAAAGAGUUGGACAAAUGUCGGUGGACAAGGAGGAACUAGUGCAGAGGGCGAAGCUGGCCGAACAGGCGGAGAGGUACGAUGACAUGGCCGGCGCGAUGAAGGCCGUCACAGAGACAGGCGUCGAGCUGUCCAACGAGGAGCGCAACCUCCUCUCCGUAGCCUACAAAAACGUGGUCGGCGCCCGUCGCUCCUCCUGGAGGGUCAUAUCCUCCAUCGAGCAGAAGACCGAAGGCUCCGAACGAAAACAACAGAUGGCCCGCGAGUACAGAGAAAAAGUCGAAAAAGAACUCAGAGAUAUAUGCUACGACGUACUUGGUCUGUUGGAUAGGUACCUAAUUCCCAAAGCGAGUAACGCCGAAAGUAAAGUUUUCUACCUGAAAAUGAAGGGAGACUACUACAGGUACUUGGCCGAAGUAGCAACGGGCGACACAAGAAACACUGUAGUGGAUGACUCACAGAAAGCUUACCAAGAAGCGUUUGACAUUGCAAAAUCAAAAAUGCAACCGACACAUCCAAUUCGGUUGGGCUUAGCACUGAACUUCUCGGUCUUCUAUUACGAGAUAAUCAAUUCCCCAGCCAGGGCUUGCCAUUUGGCCAAGCAGGCAUUCGAUGAUGCCAUUGCGGAACUGGACACACUAAACGAAGACAGCUACAAAGACUCGACACUGAUCAUGCAGCUGUUGAGAGACAACCUGACGCUGUGGACGUCCGACACACAGGGAGAAGGCGACGAGCCACAGGAGGGCGGCGACAACUAAACUACCCCUUUCCUACCCCCGCGUCCCCCCACCCUUCCCGCUCCCCUCCACCCAUUCCUCGUCGUCUCUUAUUCUCUUGCCGCUCCUCUUUGUAAAAAUCUUGUACUCACUUGCAUACACAGUUCUACUUACACACAUAAUAAAUGUUAGCAAUUAUCCAAAGCUAUGCCAUCAUCAAAUCGUAAUGUCAAAUUUGUAAUUCUUUUCUUCUUGUUCUUCACUCCCUUUCCACAUUCUGUGUCAUCGUUUCCUCCAUCAUCUGUCUUUCGUUCUUUUUAUUGCCUUUUGUGUAUGUUCUAAGGUUGAAAUAAUCUUCUAACACAGCCAAAUUGUACAAAAGUGAAUGUUUUUACUGUUUUGUUCGAAAGGAGUAAUUUAAUAUUAGAAUGUUGUUCAAAAUCUAUUUAUAUUGUCUAAAAGCAUUGAAUAAAGUGUUUUCUUAAAGAAGCUGUUAUUGUUAUUAUUUUUCAUUUCAAGAAUGACCUUUUGGAAUAUGGCAUAGCUUUGUCAAUACUUGCUUGAAGGAAAACCAACUAUUUAAAAUGCCUGUUUAUAUCAUGAUCCAGCUUGCCAUCAUCAAAUGAUAAAAAUGAAGAGUUGUUGAAACAUAAUUUGUCUCGUUCACAAAACAAACACAAACCAAUUCACUUUGCGCGAGAAUUCACGUUCACCUCUCAUCAUUAGUCUCAUUAUCUUUAUAAGCAUAUGACAGAACAUUUGAUAAAUAAAUAUGUAAGUGGUUGUGUUGUGAAAGAAACUUUGAUCAGGGUGUUCGAUGGCUUGUCAUAUAUUUCUGUGAAUUUGUACUCUGCCGGUUUUCCUUGGACUUAACUGUUUUCAAUGUCUACCUUUGGAUUAACCUGUAUUCUUGUCAAUUCAGCAACUCAUUGAGAAUGUUCAUAAAUUAUUUUACAAUUGAUCGGUGAUCAGUGAAGAAGUAUAUUACUAUGAGUUUUCUCAUGAUAAAUUUUUAUUCAAAUUAAAAUUCACCCAACACAAGUAAUUGUGCAGUAUAGGUUGUUAACAUUCUUUAUAAAUUGAUUUUUUAUACAGUUCGCUACUUUCUCUCAUAUUUGUACAGAAUAAUGUGUACAUAACUUUCAUUAGUCGAAAAUUACUUGUUUUUUAUAUUAGUAGUUUAUGUAUCUGAAUUAAAAUUCGUUUUGUAUGAGUUCAAUAAAUAUUUGUCAUCCAGGAAUCAGUCUUUUUCAAAGACAUUCACUUCUAAAGUCAACUUCACUUUAAAUGUGCUCUUUCUAAGUAAGUCCUUUUUUAUCUCUUGGAAGUUUUGUAAUAUAGCAUGGUACUAUAUAUCGAUUAUAAUUACUAUAAAAUGUUGAAUGUAUAAUAUAAAAAGCAAGAACAAAUUAAUAAGGAAGUCCUUGAAGUCUGUGUUCAACGUGAUACGCCAAAUGUGAAUUGUUUGAUUGAUGUUGUGCACUUGGAUAUUAACUGCAUUCAAAUUCCCAGCAUGGAAUUCUUAUUGGAAUAUUUUCUACGUGUACUCCCGUCAUUAGAACACAUUCAUUUAUGCCUUUUACUACUACUGUGUGGAUGUUAAAUGUGUACAACCAUGAAAUAUUCCACUAAAAAUUCUUGCACAACUCGUUAUUUUGAAAUUCUUAUUCCUUUAAUCUUAGACGAAAGUAUUAUUUGAGUGAGAAUAAACUUAACAAUAAAAAUCAAAUAGUUACGCUGCGGCUUUGUAUUUAUGUCUGAUGCCAUUUACUAAUUUUUAAGAUUUGUCUAUUGAUUAGUUCAAAUUAUUAAGUGAUCUAAGUUUGAUGUUGAUACAAAUUGACUCGAAAUAAAUAAGCCAACGGUAAUGUAAUUAUGUAAUUUCUUUUCCCAAUUUAUAUGAGGAGAAAUAUAUUCUCAAGUCUGAUUUUUACACUUACUAUUAAUUUAUUCAUAUUUGGCGGAGGUUCCUUCAUCAGGAGUUGAAGUAUUGUGUUGAUGGAAAUUUAUUAAUGUAAACUGAUGUCCCAGUGUAUGGAAUGUAACGAUUGGAAAAUUGUAUGUUAUAUUUAUUCUGUCAAAUUGAUAACCAAAAACCAUCGAUGUUGAUAUUUGAAUAACUUGAAUACGGUAUAUAUUUAUUGGUACGGUAGAAUCUAACGUUGUAACAAUGAUAAUUCAAUUCAGUUUAAUCAAAAUUUCAAUUCAUGUGAAGCCUGUAUUGGAUCAGCCAUGUCGCCUUGAAUUUACCGACCAAUUUCUGACAUCAAUUCUUGAAAAGGAAUUGUUUGAACAAAGCAGCUUGCUCUUUUGUAGUAAAAAUAGAUUUUGACAAUUCCGUACAAAAUGUAUAAAUUAUUUGAAAACUCGAAAUUCCAAUUGAGUAUGAAGAAAGCCAGAUUCAUAAUUUGAUAAGAGCUGAUAGACAAUGUCUGGAUUAAUUCAUAAUUACACAUUGGAUAUACUUUUGUUUUUAUGUUGGCUUAAGGAACUGUCAAUCUUAAUUUCUUGUGACUGAUCAUUCCAUGACUUAGAUAGUUUCAAAGGUCUAAAAUAGAUAGGGAGAUGACAAAGUUCAUCUUGCCCUUGUAUUUCGGCUUGAAAUUUUUAAAUACGAUACAGGUUUUAUUUUUUAAAUUGCAGCCCAUAUAAUGUACAGAGAGCGAGCCAAUAAGUCAAAAAAAUUUCCAAAGUAUUGAAUCACUUUGUUACUGAGGUUUUUUCUAUGUAAAAACCAAAGUUGUAAAUUGUGGAAUCGACUGAAAUAUAUUUCAGUUAUUUACAACAA
This is a messenger RNA of Nilaparvata lugens (brown planthopper), 3929 nucleotides long. It is a transcript of the gene 14-3-3zeta, whose product is annotated as 14-3-3 protein zeta. Lineage: Eukaryota; Metazoa; Arthropoda; Insecta; Hemiptera; Delphacidae. Gene Ontology annotation, molecular function: mRNA binding. Gene Ontology annotation, biological process: regulation of alternative mRNA splicing, via spliceosome; signal transduction. The record is from RefSeq and is a predicted model, not a curated record. The transcript is spliced from 6 exons. The coding region runs from base 440 to 1183 and encodes 247 amino acids. Gene Ontology annotation, cellular component: nucleus; cytoplasm.